Molecule: messenger RNA, 10078 nt
Organism: Pocillopora meandrina
Lineage: Eukaryota; Metazoa; Cnidaria; Anthozoa; Scleractinia; Pocilloporidae
Source: the annotation of a GenBank genome assembly
AUGGCUACGGCUAUUUCACCAUUUGGGUCUACCAAAGAGACUACUAACUAUGCAAGGUUAUGCCGCCUCCUGGUGGAUGUUGGAUCUCAGGUGCUUCGGUCCACUUUUGACACAAUACAUCCACCAGCGACUCUACAUACAGUUUUGGGAAGUACCUCAGUGCAUUACGCCACAUUGCAAUCACUGUACAAAGGGAGGAAGAAAGUGCUGAAUCCCACGCAAUGGGGAAAGUUGCACCCUUCUCACGCACCAGUGUCUUUUGCAGCCUUCGAUAUCACACUUCUAACGGUGCUUCUUAGAAAUAUCUGUGGUUUGGGCCCUCCUGCCAAUGGAUGGGAUCGUCUUCCCCCAGCUACAAACAUAAGCAUCGCAGAUGACAUCGCCAGAGUCAAGUAUUACAGGAACACUGUAUACGGCCAUGCUUCUCAAGCCUCUGUGGAUGACAGUAGUUUCAGUGCUUACUGGAAAGAAGUAAGAGAAGCUUUGGUAAGACUGGGAGGAGCUCAUUUUAGAGCUGAAAUCGGCAAUCUUGAGCACGACUGCAUGGAUCCAGAUAUCGAGGAGCAUUAUCGUGAACUGAUGAAACAAUGGAAGAAAGACGACGACAGCAUCAAAGACAAGCUUGAAGAAAUUGAAGGUAAGAAAAGCAUUGUACUGUCAAUGAUGAUGAACCAGAAGGCUACAAAUGUAUAUAUUUUCAGUUAGCACAGCAGUGCAGGCGAGCUCAUGAAGUUUUCAUUUCGGUCGGAACUAGUCUUAUAUUUGGAAGGUAUUUUUGCGUCAUGUGUGAAAAAUGAAGAAUUAGCCCCAAUGUUUAAACUGUGUGUUCAUUUGUAAUAUUUUGGUCUGUUCGGGGUACUCGUGUACAAUUGCUGGACUACAUUUUUGUGAUUUCUAGGUGUCCUAUUGAGUUUGAUCUGUUCGGAAUCGACUAGAUAUUGACAUAGGUAUCAUUGUUUUAUCUGUACGUAAACGUGAAGCUGUGAUAUAAUUUUGCUUAUGAAAAUGCGCAUACCUUUUGAAAUUUUCAGAUUCGCUGGAAAACAAGAAACUUCAGAGACGCAACUGACAAGAUAGAGAUUGAUAUGAAAGAGGUGAAAGAAAAGCUUACUAGUCUGACGGCCUCAGCCGAAAAAAGCACACAAGAAGGUUAGUUGGUAGAAAGAGCUACUCACAGAAAAAAAGUUAUGAAGAGCGACACUGUUUUUUUAAGUACAUGACGCAGCUCUUGGGCAUGAUGACGGUAAUCGCUGGAUGUCGGCCAACACAGCAUACUUUGGUACUUUACUGGUCUAAGGGCACACCCUGGCUACCCCUCCCACUUGCCAUACAUGAAGAUACUCUAUAGUGUGUGGGAUGCCACGGAAUGUGAGAUAUUCUGCCCUGGCUACCUCUCGGAUUUGAUGGUGUUUUGACAGCACUCAUACAUAUGUAUGAUCGUAGGCGAGAUAGGUUAUUGUUCUUUUUUUUCGUAUCAUCUUUCUCAUAAUGAAUCUAACUUCCUAGUAGCGUUAGAUGUGACCCACGUACUUCUCAAUAAAAUAACCAAAUCCUUCCUCCGGUCAUAUUGUGUAGUAUCCAAUUCUACAUGGGAAAAUAGUUGAAUUAGAAUCGUCUUGAGUAAAAUGGGCCGGAAUAAGAUGCGUGUGGUUAUUUUACAUUUCCUGAGGAAAAGAUUGCAGGCAGAACCUCCCACUCCAUUACAGACGGGUCUCUAGGUUUCCUUUGGGUUUUUUUUUUGUUGCCCAAUAAAACACAGCAGUGUAAUAUAACUCAUAAUGUUUUCAUUUUGGUUGGAACUAGUCUCAUAUUUGGAACGUUAGUCUAGCGUUAUGUGUGAAAAAUUAGGAAUUAACCCAAAUGUCCACCGUGUGUUUUCAUUGGCAGUAUUUUUGUCUGUUCGUGGGUACUCGUGUACAACUGCUGGAGUGCAUUUUUGUGAUUUCUAAGCGUCUUAUUGAGCUUGAUCCCUUCGGAAUCGAGUAGAUAUUGACAUAGGUGUCAUUGUUUAUCUGCACGUUAAUGUGAAUUUGUGAGGUAACUGUGCUUAUGAAAUUGCGCUUAUCUUUCUUACCAAUGCAGAUUCGCUAAAUGACCUCAGAGAUACAACUGAGAAGAUAGAGAUUGAAAUGAAGGAGGUUAAAGAGACGCUUUGUGGCCUGACGACCACAGUGGAGAAAAGCACAGAUGAAGGUUGGUUGCUAAAAAUAGCUACUCACAGAUAAACUGAACUAUCAACAGGGAUUCCGUUAACUUGAGUACAAAACACAUCUUUUGAGCAUGACCACAUUAUUCGCUAGAUGUCGGCUAAUUUAACACUUUUCAGGUAAUGUAUUGUUGUAAGAGCACAUCUUGGCUACUAAGAUAAACCUACUCUGGCUACAAAUGAAGAUACCAGGUAAUGUGUGGGAUGAAUGGGAUGGCACGGAAUCUCAGGCUACCUCUCAGAUUGGAUAGCUUUCUGACAGCACUCAUACACAUUUGGCCGAGAAGGGUUAUUGCCUUAUUUUAGUUUUACUUUUGUUAAGGAUAUAACGAAUCUUACUUCCUAAUUCGUUAGCUUUUACCUGCAUAUUCUUGAACAGACUAAUGCAAUCCUUCUUCCACUCAAAUUUUUUGUAGAGUAUUCCACUUUGCAUGGAAAAUAUUGCUGAAUGAGGGCUGUGUUAGUAAAAAGGGGCAGGAGAAGGCGUAUGUGGUUAUUUUAAUUGUCCCGAGCGAAAAACUGUGAACGAAACUUCACAAUGCAUUGCAGGCGGACCUCUGGUUUGUGUCAGCGUUUUCCUUUUUCUAUGAGUAAACGAAGUGAAAACGAGGGCGGAAAAGCGUUCUUUGGUUUUUUUUAAUUAGUUCUUACAAUGUUGCUUUUUACCGACAAAAAUCUUACUCAGACUAUCGACUCUAAUGAUAUCAAUAUUUAUCUCCCGAGUUUCACUAUCAGAAACCGCCGAAACCGAGCCAUAAGUUUUUUUCGAAUGUUGUAUAAAAUUUAAAAAAAAACAACAACAACAGAGGAAGGGAAAAGGAUCUAUUUAGUUAACUUUUAAUGAAUAAAGUGACUCUCACUCGGACUAAAAAUUCCAAUGCUAUUCCACGAAAGGGUCUUUUGAGAAAAUGAUUGGCGAAAUGGUAAAGAUGGACAGCGAACUGAAAGAAGUGAAGAAAAAGCUGUGUACUUUGACAGCCUCAGUGGGAGAAAGCAAGGAUGAAGGUCAGUUGAAUUAUACAAUAAAAGUUAUCCUGCUUAACCGCAAAUUUCGCCGUAGUCAACAUGGCCUGUAUGUGAGAGAGGGAGAGAUCAUCCUAUGUGAAAGGGCUUCAGUUUUUCAAUUUAGACAAUCUCUGGAAUAAUCUCUGCGGUGUACUUUCAUUCCCCCCAAUUGUUCAAACUUUCACCCGUAAUUAGCCUGGAAAACUUUAUAUUUUGAUUAGAGUGGAGAACGAAAUAAAACGAAGUACAGUUUUAACGAAAACAUUGGCAUUAAGUUCGGCUCGAUGUUAGAAAUUAACAGAGCAGGUUUCACUGCAUUUACAAGCCAAAUAGCUUUUGGUCAGUAAAUUGACAUGAAUCAUACAUUGAUACCUUUUUCAUCGUCCAAGUAAUUUCUUUGGCAGUGGUGUCGUACUCAUUCACUAAUUUAAAUUCAGUGCCGAAUACCUAGUAGCAUUAGAUGUAAUCCGCAUAUUUCUGAAUAAAAUAACUAAACCCUUCCUGCGCUCAUAUUGUGGAGUAUUCAAUUCUACAUGGGAAAAUAGUUGAAUGAGGAUCGUCUUGAGUAAAAUAGGUUCCUAAGGAAAAGACUGUAGGAAAAACCUCCCUCUGCCACGGCACCACAAUUUUCAAUGCUGCAUUCAUCAGAUUUCUUACUUAUUUUGCUACUGCUAGGUGUUUUUGAUCCAACUGAGCUUAUCAAUGGAAUUCGCCAGCUGUACAAGACUCGCGAGGGAUGGCUCUCACCAUUUCCAUGGUGUGAAGAGUUUCACUUUUUUCUUGGCAAUAUUUUUACAAGGCUCAAAGUGGUCAGAAGAAAGAGAACGAGAGGAGAAAUCACCGACGUAUUUGUUGAGAUGUCGUCAAUACUAGACCCAUAUGAAGAGUGUUCAGCGCCGAGAACAGUGUUGAUUGAAGGAGAACCUGGUAUGGGAAAAACCACCUAUUGUAAAAAGUACGCUUACGACUGGGCCACAAAACAGCAAGAACCUCAGGGCUGCGGCUCAACAGCAUAUAAAGUGGUAUUGUUACUGAAACGUCGAGAUAUCCACUCUGACGUUUGGGAAGCCAUUGAUGAUCAGCUGCUGCCCCGAGACAUCGAUGAAGAAGUCAAACAACAAUUCUUUCAGUUCAUUCGUGAAAAUCAGUCCAGCAUUUUAUUGAUAUUGGAUGGAUUGGAUGAGUUACCGUCCAGUAAAUUGUCAAUGUUUUUCGAAUUAAUGGAAGGAAGAGUACUCCCCAGAUGCCACAUAGUUGCAACAGCAAGACACGAAGCUGGAAAAGAGGUGAGAAAAUGUUGUGACACUCUGCUUCAGAUCGAAGGAUUCACUGAAAAGCAUGUGAGAGGAUUUGUCACCAAGUACUUUAAAGAAAGGCCGGAUUUAGCCACCAAGCUCUCGCAACGGAUGUCGCGAGAUAAAAACCUGAGAGAAAUAGCGGCCAAUCCUCUAAACACAGCACUUCUUUGCCUUUUAUGCGAAGAGUUUGAGGGCACACUCCCCGAAAGCAGAGCUCAACUGUACUUGGAUAUGGUUGAAUGUGUUUUGAGAAGAUAUAGAAAAAGAAAAGGACUACUAGAAACGAUCGAAGACUUGACAAACUAUUACAAACCGCAAUUGAAUCACCUUGGAAAGGUAGCGUUGAAUGGUUUACUUGACGAUAAGUUGGAUUUCAAUGAAAGUGAAGUGAGAAACCAUGCAAAAGACCUGACUGAAUUUGGAUUUCUGUCAGUGCAGCCUGGUGGCAGCAAACUGAGACAAACACUGCAUUAUUCCUUCUUACAUAAAAGUUUUCAAGAAUUCUUUGCAGCAUUCUUCAUUUGUUCUCAGAUUCAAAGCAAGGAAAUGAAACCUAAAGAACUAGUUUCCGAUUCAAGGUAUUUCGUUGAACUUAAACAAAUACUUUUGUUUUCAUGUGGAAUUUUGGCCAUGAAAUGCGAUGAACAAGUUGUGGCUCUUGUAAAGAGUUUAACAAAUGAAGUCAAAAAAAAUAAAGGCCAUGGUGCAAAAAUUGUAUUGGAGGUCAUCAACGAAUGUAAAAGAGAAAAAAGCGAUUUUCACUCGCAUUUAUCGAAGUCGUUUGGAACUGAUUUGAAUCUGACCAAUUUGUAUUUGUGUGAGAAUGAUAUUAGUGCUGCGGGUGCUACAUGUAUUGCUGAGGCAAUGAAAGUGAACAAGACGCUAACCAAUUUGUAUUUGUCUGGGAAUGGUAUUAGUGAUGCGGGUGCUACAUGUAUUGCUGAGGGAAUGAAAGUGAACAAGACGCUAACCAAUUUGUAUUUGUCUGGGAAUGGUAUUAGUGAUGCGGGUGCUACAUGUAUUGCUGAGGCAAUGAAAGUGAAUAAGAAGCUAACCAAUUUGUAUUUGUUUUACAAUGGUAUUAGUGACGCGGGUGCUACAUGUAUUGCUGAGGCAAUGAAAGUGAACAAGACGCUAACCAAUUUGAAUUUGUUGUACAAUGGUAUUAGUGAUGCGGGUGCUACAUGUAUUGCUGAGGCAAUGAAAGUAAACAAGACGCUAACCAAAUUGGAACUGUCUUACAAUUGUAUAAUAAGAAAUUUGAAGUAGUAGGGUACUGCUUUUAAUGUAGGCAGGUAGCUUUGGAAAUUGAGGGCCGAAGGCCCGAACCUCUAGGGGGGUCCGGGGGCAUGCUCCCCCGGGAAAUUUUUAAAAGAAAAGUCUCCCAGAAACGCAUUUUCCUGCAAUCUGGAGAAGAAAUCUUCCAAUGAUGCAUACUUAAUCUAUUAUAAUAAAAAAGAAUGGUACUCUGGGAGAAUUUGUUUAUUUCACUGUUGUUUUCGGAGCCUCUUUUUAUCCUACAGUUACAAGUUACAAGUUAAAGGCCCAUUUCCAACCUUGAUGCAACUCGCGCCGCGACCCAAUUUCCUGUAACACGAAAUUUCCAGAUCACUGAAAACCUUCUAAAAUCGUCUUUCUCAAGAGCCAUCCUGAACAUAUAGUCAACAGUUUUACGGUAAAUACAUUCGCCGUUCGUUAUUUCACUGUUUCCUUACAGUAUUUUGAACUUUGUCCUGAAGAAUCCUAAGAAAAAUUUUUUUAAGUGUCACGCCUGGAGCUCUUCGUACUCUUGGAAGAGUCGGCGAAAAGGACAAUAUUCAAAUUUUUUCACUUUCUAGAAGCGCUUGAGGAUUCCAAUUUAAGACAAAAUACUUCUGAUAGAAACUGGCAUUUUUCAAAGAGAAAUAUGGAAAAAUAUUAGACUGCCGGACGUGUAGUUAUUUGAAGACCGUGUCCGGUAGUGUCUGGUGAAAAUUUUCUUAGUGUCACGCUUGGAUCUCUUCGUACUCUGUGUACAAGGUCAGCGAAAUGGAGAAAGUUGGCAUUUUUUCACUUUUUAGAAGCGCUCGAGGAUUGUAAAUGAAGGUAGAAUAUUUUCCAAUGAAAAAUUAGUAUAUUUUAAAGAGAAAUAUGGAGUUGUUUGAGGACCGUGUCCAGCCGUGUUAUUGAAAUUUUAAGCGCUUGGAUGGCUUCGUACUCUGUAUACAGGGUUAGCGAGAAACAUCAAGUUCGAAAUUUUAGGCUGCCUGGAGGCGCUUGAGGAUUGUACAUAAAGGUAGAACAUUUUCAUAUAAAUAUUUUUUGGAUUUCGAAGAGAAAUAUGGAAAAAUAUCGCACUGCUGGACGUUGAAUUAUUUUAAGUGUAGUCACUUCAUUGCAGGAACUCGAACGUCAGCGACACUGACAGUUUGUGUUACAAUUCUUAUUUGCUGCUUUGCAUGGACAACAACCCCGACCACUCUUUCGAGCGCAAGUUCCUCUCCACGGGCAGGAAACUUCAACUGACCCUUGGUCCUAUUUAACAAGGAUGGCAAACUUCAAUUAAAAAAAUUGAUGAAUGAAUGAAAACUGUCUCGGAAUCUACUAAAUCAAUAGAUUCAUCCAAUUCCAUACCGGAUUAAAACGUAUAGAACUGUUUUAAACAGAAUAAUUUUAAUAAGCUCUUCAAAUUCAUUGGAGAAAAGGCAGGUAUUUGAGACGUGACAAGGUAAAAAAUAACUGGCCAAUCAGAGGCGCUAUUUAAACAAAAGCGGUGGUUCAAAACGAAAACAAACGACCGCGUUGGCUCAAGGUUGGAAAUGGGCCUUUUAUCAGCUUAUAUAGUUAUAAAGCGUGAAACUGACACUUUUUGUAGUUUAUGAAAACUCAAAGUCAGAGCCACAAUCAGAAUCUUCGGCAUCCAAAUCUGGCAGCUCCAAGGCUUUGGAGAUUUCCUCUACCUCUUCCUCAACAGAAUAGAAUAACUGGGCGUCAUCAUCAGUUGCCUGUACACAAACAUCAUGUACAAUUAUCACUGGAACAUCCUCAUUUGCAGAUCCUGGACCUGGUGGUGGUGCUGUGUUGAAAACCUUUGGAGGGCGCUUGCGACGAGGUUUAGCUGCUAACCAGGACGAAACAGCCGAAUUAAGAACAAGUCCCUGUAAGAAUCAAACAUCUUGGGGAAUGAAAAUUUCCAACCCCCCUUCAAAUUUUGCAUGCAGUUAGGCGCUCAGGGGGGAUGCACAAAAAUACCCUUUAUAAAGGUCGCAGCACUCUUGUUGCCAUGGUAACAGCGGCUGCUUGUUCGAGGCCUAGGGCCUCGUUUUCACACAAAAACGUCGCAAAAAAAGAGUGAAAUUUUUAUUUCUCUAUCUCAAGCUAAAUAAAACAUUACAAAUUGGCACUUCUAUCAUACAUAGUAACAUUAUUCGUCUCUACAUUGAUUCAUUCAAUUUUCCCUGGGAGUGAAUGUGAACACACCAAUAGAUUAUUCAUCUCGGUACAGUUUCGGUCAUUUUUGUUGUCGGGUAAAACAGGGAAAACGUUUAUCUGAAUUUCUCCAAAAGUGCACCGAUUCUGCAACUGAAACUACCCACCUAGCUGGUUAUAAUAUUCUAGUUAUUAAAUAUGUAAAAAUCUCUGCGGACCUGCCUCUACUUUUUAUGGGGGAAAUUCCCAAACGAAGCUCAAAAUCAGAUAUUGCAUAAUUUGGCGAUGUUUCUAAUGUUCUCAACAAUAAAUGUUUCAGAAAAAUGAAACAUUCAAGGCUUUGAAAGAAUGUUGUCUUAUGAGCAAUAUCCCGAAGAGAAAUCUCACCUCUAGUAGUCAUCUUUAAAAAAAAAUUGAUCAACCUUCAUGGAGGACUACUCGACGUAAAAACAAACAUAUACCUCAAAUCGUGUGCAUAUCAUCCAGAUUCCGAAUGCUGCACCUUCUUUUAUGGGAAUUUGAGCGAUCUGAAGUCCUCUGAAGAUACACUGUUAUACUUGUAUGUCAUUUAAGACAUGUUGAAGUCGGCUGAUCUACACGCAACUAUCCUCACACCGGUCAUUUGUCAUUAACAUGUACGUUGUCACGAUGGCGUGAAUCCGUAUUUCUCCAUGAAGUUUCCAUCGGUCGCCCCAUAGAAGACGAGAAAUGGACAUUUUUCGAAAUAUCAGCAGAUUUCCGCGCAUUCUAGGUCAAAACAACCAAAAAGAAGAAGAAAACCUCGAUUGAACGCUCGUAAACACUGAGAGGGCAGACAUCGCAACUUGUCAGCGGCAGUACCACAUGUAAAACCCAGUCGCCACAAUAGCAAUUUGUACGACUCGCACGAAAAUCAUCACCAAGUGGAGAUUUUGAACUACUCAGUAUCCCUGCAGUACAGCAAACGGAACAGGAAUUUCAUCACAAUCAAUUUUCAAAAAUUUAGCUUUUUUCGGGGAGUCUUUCACUUGCUCGAACGUUAUAUUGGCUUUGAGCCUUGAGAUUUAUUUCCCUUGACAAUAAAAUGCUAUAGAAAGUACUUACAAAAUUACAAAAGAACUAAUUUUAGUGUCGGUUGGACCGAGAAAUACAGAUUUGAAAUAAUUAAUACUGUCACUGAUCAACCAAAGGGCACAAUCUUCUCAGUUAUUAGCUUGAUAAUCUCUACAGACCAACGUUAUUGGACCGAACGAUCUCCUGUUUCUUCCUGGUGAGCCGGCCACCUCAGGGGAAAAUUAAAGAGACCUUUGACUCUCCUUUUUUUCUGAAGGACAUGAAGCAAUCCAGAUUACAUAUCAACCAUGGGAAAAUUCGUUCAAGUGACAAGUUGCGAUUUACGUGUGGAUAAUAAGUUGUUUGAAAGGUAGAAUUAUGACAUUAUGAUUCCAUUAAAUCUUUUAUUUCGAACUUUCAAUAUGGAAGGAAAUAUCGAUUGACUCGAUUGCACUGCGGCGGUGAUAAGUCUCUCCUCAUCAUAUCUUAUGCAAAUUUUCUAACAGUUUUCCGACAGUUUUUAGAUGAUUCGAAAUAUCUUAGUUCCUGUCACAAGGAAGUGAUAACUGCCCGAAUCUGCUCUUUGAAAGGAGAUGCCCAUGUCGUUCAAAUUGCGAUUGCAACUGGGUUUUUACAUGUGGUACUGCCGCUGACAGUUACGAUUUAUACUCUCAGAUUCUCAGUGUUUACUAGCGUUCAUUUGAAGUUUUCCUCUUUUUUUCCUUUUUUUAUUUUGGGUUGUUUUGUUUUUACUUCAGAAAGCGGAAAUCUGCUAAAAUAUAUGAAAAAUAUCUAUUUCUCGUCUUCUUUGGAGCGACCGAUAGAAACUUCACGGAGAAAUACAGCAUCGUGAUAACGUACAUGUUUAUGACAAAUGACCGGUGUGAGGAUAGUUUCGUGUAGAUUCGCCGACUUCAACAUGUUUUAAAUGACAUACAAGUAGAACAGUGCACCCUUAGAGGACUUCGGAUUGCUCAAAUUCCCAUGAAAGAAGUGCAGCAUUCUGGACUAGUGCAGCACUAUCUGCAUGAUAUGCACACGAUUUGAGUUAUAUGUUUGUAGUUAUGUCAAGUUGUCCGCCAUGAAGCUUGAUCAAUUUUUUUUUUGAUGACAAGAUUUUUUUUUGAGG